AUGGCACCUUUAUUUCAAGAACAACCAAAACAUAUUUGGAAAACCAUUACGGAUAAUUUCCCCUUUGAUAAAAGUUUGAACGACACAGCACUUCCACUUCCAAACACAGAAGAACCAGGAUUUUCGCCAGUUUACAGAAAUGCGUACGCUCAAAAAGAGUUGAAAGCAAUCCCUUAUCCUGGAAUCAACACUUUGUAUGAAACGUUUGAGCUUUCAGUUGCAAACAAUGGACACAAGCGUGCUUUUGGUCACAGGGUUAAAAAAGAUGAUGGCACUUAUGGUGAAUAUGUUUGGGAAGAUUAUAAUACCGUCAAGAGAAGGAGAAAUAACUUGGGUUCUGGUUUAUUUUUUAUUCUACAAAAUAAUCCCUACAAGACUGAUAGCGAAGCACACAAGAAGUUAAAGUAUGACCCAUUGAGUGAUGAUUCAUUCAUUUUGACUAUUUUUGCUCACAACAGACCUGAAUGGGCUCUUGCUGAUGUGACUUGCGCUGCUUAUUCAAUCACAAACACUGCGUUGUAUGACACUUUAGGUCCCGAUACUAGUAAAUACAUCUUGAAUCUUACCGAAUGUCCAAUUGUGUUGUGCUCCAAAGACAAGAUUAGAGGCUUGGUUGAACUAAAAGAGCAAAACCCAGAAGAUUUGAGUAACUUAAUCUGUAUAGUAUCUAUGGAUGAUUUGACCACUGAAGAUGCUUUGUUGAAGAAUUAUUGCCACGAUCACAACAUUUCGUUAUUUGACUACAGACAAGUUGAGAAAUUGGGUGAAAUCAACCCAUUGGAUCCAAUCCCUCCAAAACCCGAAACCAAGUUUAGUAUCACUUUCACUUCAGGAACCACAGGUGCAAAUCCAAAAGGUGUUCUUUUAACACAUGAAAAUGCAGUUGCCGGUGUUACUUUUGUUUUUGCUGGGAUGGGAUUACCAAAGCAAGAUGCCGUUUUUUACUCCUUCUUGCCAUUGGCUCAUAUCUAUGAAAGGCAAGGGUUGCACUUUGCUACAGCUUAUGGUGCUGCCAUUGGAUACCCACAAGGUCCUUCUCCAUUAACUCUAUUGGAAGAUAUUCAAUAUUUAGAACCAGAUUUUUUGGCAUUAGUUCCAAGAGUAUUGACCAAGUUGGAAGCUGGUAUCAAGGCUCAAACUGUCAACAAUGAUGAAAAGCCCAUUUUGAAGAGCUUGUUCACAAGAGCUAUUAAAGCCAAGUUGGCAUUACAAUCCGACCCUGCUAAUGAAAACACAAACCCUCCACAUUUAUUAUAUGACAGAGUAUUGGGAUUGUUGCGUAAAAAAUUGGGAAUGAAGAACCUUAAAGUGGUAAUGUCGGGAUCGGCACCAAUUAGUCCAGAAACUCUUAAAUUUUUGAAAGCAUCUUUGAAUACCGGUGUUGGACAAGGUUACGGUAUGAGUGAGACUUUUGCUGGUAUCAUGGGUAGCUCCAUGUUUGAGACCGAAGCCAGUUCAUGUGGUCCAAUUUGUGUCACUACUGAAUGUAGAACUAGAGAUUUGCCGGCAAUGGGCUACACUUCAAAAGAUGAAGGUGGACCAAGAGGUGAAUUGUUAGUUCGUGGGCCACAAAUCUUCCCAGAGUAUUUCAAGAACCCAGAGGAAACUGCCAAGUGUUUUGAUGAAGAUGGUUGGUUUUACACUGGUGAUGUUGCUCGUAUCGAUGCCAAAACUGGGCGUACUUUUAUCAUCGAUAGAGUCAAGAACUUUUUCAAAUUGGCUCAAGGUGAAUAUGUUACUCCAGAGAGAAUUGAAAAUACAUAUUUGAGUUGUUUUCCAUACAUUGCUCAAUUAUUUGUUCACGGUGAUUCUUUGAGGACCCACUUGGUUGGUGUUGUUGGAGUAGAUCCCGUAUCCAUCACGCUGUACAUUAAGCACAGACAUGGAGAGACUAUCAAUGAUCCGGCUGAUUUGGUUAGAUUCUUCCAGGAUGCCAAACGUAAACGUGAAUUGUUGAUUGAUAUGAAUACAUCGCUCGGUAACAAACUUCAAGGGUUUGAAAAAUUACACAACAUUGAAGUUGAUGUUGAGCCCUUAUCGGUGGAAAAGAACUUGAUCACACCAACCAUGAAGAUCAAGAGACCAAUUUGUACCAAAUACUUUAAAGAUACUUUGGACAAAUUGUAUGACGAGGGAUCACUUAUCAGGAAUGAUAAAUUAUAG
Messenger RNA from Lodderomyces parapsilosis, 2163 nucleotides. It is a transcript of the gene FAA21, whose product is annotated as medium-chain fatty acid-CoA ligase. NCBI's taxonomy places the organism in Eukaryota, Fungi, Ascomycota, Pichiomycetes, Serinales, Debaryomycetaceae. Gene Ontology annotation, biological process: long-chain fatty acid metabolic process. The transcript has a single exon. Gene Ontology annotation, cellular component: membrane; endoplasmic reticulum. Gene Ontology annotation, molecular function: long-chain fatty acid-CoA ligase activity. Bases 1 to 2163 code for a protein of 720 amino acids. The record is from RefSeq and is a predicted model, not a curated record.